This is a messenger RNA of Astrephomene gubernaculifera, 1191 nucleotides long. NCBI's taxonomy places the organism in Eukaryota, Viridiplantae, Chlorophyta, Chlorophyceae, Chlamydomonadales, Astrephomenaceae. The record is from the annotation of a GenBank genome assembly.
GUUGGGGGAUGCGCUGGGGGGCGAGCAGUGGCUGCGGAGCGGGGUGCGGGGGCUGCUGGACGGGUUGCUGCGGGAGGUGCAGCUGCAGGAGCCCACCCUACGUGAGGUGCUGGUGGUCUACCGACCCGCCCACUCCCGCAUGGCGCAGCCCUCGGAAAAAACUGCUGCCAACGGCAACAACGGCAACAGCAGCAGCGGCAAGAACAUACCUCCCUCCACCUCGCCCUUCGCUGCCUUCACAUCUGCAUUCAAGCCCUGGCAAUGGGCGUCACCCUCCUCCUCCUCCUCCUCGUCCGCCUCGUCCUCUCCUGCUGUCACCGCUGACGCCGGUGUCGCGCAACAAGACCAACAAGGACAACAACAACAGCUACAGCAGCAGCAGCAAGGUAGGGGGGGGCGUGCAGUGGGGGACGGCAAGACCGGCCCCGCGUGGCUCCGCUUCCCAGCCCUGCCCGACAUGGCUUCUUGGGCAAGAACACGUGAACAGGCACAACAACAACCGCAUCAGCAACAGCAGCAGCAGCAACAACAGCAGCAGCAACAGCAACAAAGACAGCGGCAACAGCGUCGUCAACUUCCGCAGCGGCAGCGGCAGCAGCAAGUUGAGUUGCCGCAGCCACAGCCGCCGUCACCGUCAGAAGUUGCCACCACCGCCGCUCCCUCUACUAGCACCGACGACAGCACCACCACCACCGUUACCAACAACCACAACAACAACAACCACCACAACAAGACGCGUACCCUCCCUGCCCCCACCAACCCGCCCGCCACUCCUCGCGCCGCCUCCACUCGUACCCCCCCUGCCCCCACCACCCCUCGCCGAGUGGUUGCGGGGUUGCGGUCGGGUUGGCUGCGGCGGCUGCUGCAGCUGGAGUGGCUGCGGGGGCGGGGGCGGCUGUGGCAGCGGAGGGCGGCGGUUCGGCGGCCGCCGCUGCAGAUCCGGAUAUACCGAGACAUACCGCUGCCCACUUGGAAGGUUGUGCUGCCCGAGAAGCUGCUGCAGUUCCGCCCUUUGGACCUGCUGCGGCUGGACUUGUUUGGGGUGGCGGGUCUGGCGGGGCUAGCAGCGCAGGCCCGCUACGACAGCCUGCUGCUGGACGUCCUGACGCUGGUGUCCGCGGGGGUGCUGCUGGUGCGCAUCGUGCUGGGGUACCAGCGCAUGGCCGACAGGUUCCGCUCCGUUGUGAAUGA